CGGCGGCGCCUCUGCCCGUCCCGCUCCCGCCCCGCUCCGACCGCGGCUUCCCGGGGAGAGGAGCCCGCAGGACCCCUCCUUUGGGACCCAUAGCAAAACUACAAAAGAGACUGGAGUCAGAGAACAAAAAACUAACCUUCACCAAUUUGCCAACCUAAAAGGAAACACAACGGAGUUCAUACAACAUGUCUGUGCUGUCCAACAAUCAUUCUGCCUCAUCGCAAGAAAUCCACAAUGCUGAAACAAUUACUGGGUCAAGGACACCAUCUCAACACACAGCAUCAACAUCUAAAAGUCUCUCUUCCAGCCCUGCAAUGGAAACCCGCCUUGUGCUGUCAGAAAGCUCUGACGAGGAUGAAGAAAACCCAACGAAAAAUCCGUUUACAAUCCCAUCAGAUGCUGAUAUUUUUGCACUAAGGGACAAGGAAAUCAAAAAGGCAAAGGCGGAACAUGAAAGGAAGAAGACCUUGAAAGUCCAUGAGAAAACUACUUACUCCACUAAAAUAAAAGAAAAAAGUGGGUUGAUGAAAGCUCUGAAAAAGGAGGAAGAAGAGGAGAGCAGAAAACAGGCAACAAGUGAAGAGAGACUGAAAGUUCUUCAGGAGAUUCUCUCACGGAAGUUAGGCAUGCAAAAAGACUACGCAUUAGAAAGGGAGACCUUCCAUGGCUACCUAAAUGACAGAAGAGAGAUCUUUUUUCUUGAGUAUGCCAUGGCAGUGAAGCGAGAUGAAAUUAAAAAGAUGGAGGACAUAGCAAAGAAUGAGGAAAAAAAACUGGAAAAGGCUGAGAAAAGGAUGGAGAAGGAUGCUGCCAUGUUUGAGGAGUUCCUGCAGGAGAACCAAAAUAGCUCUGUCAAAGCCCUGAAAAUGGCAAAAGAAGAAACCUCAGCAAAGAGAAAGAAAAUAAUGGAGCUCCGGGCAAUCAAUUCCCAAAUAACGAAGGUCCAAGGUGAUAUAUCCAGAAUUCAGGAUACUCUGCAGGAGUACAAGAUGUACAGGGACAUCCUCUAUCAGCUGUCUCCAAAAGAGUGGCAGAAGGAACACGGAAAAAAGCACAAAAAGGACAAGGAUUUGAAAACAGAAUCCAGAGCUAAUGAAGGGAGUGCCUCAUCUGCCCCUGGGGCAGAGCAGGACCAGGGUGUGACAGCCAGGACUGCCCAUACCAUCAGUUUUACAGAUAUGCCAAGUUCCCUGCUGUAUUCAGAGAGUUUGGAUUCCAGGUCACGUGAUAUCAGGCCACAGCUCAAACAGUUUCUGAAGCCUCUCUUAACAAGAGAACUAAGUUCCUUGGAGGAAGGAGAAAAUGAAAUCAGCUCGGAUGAAGAUGAGGAGCCUGAGCUGUAUUUUACUCAUCCCGAACAACUGCUGAUUACUUUCAUGAAGAUGCAGGAUGAGAACAUAUCCUUCAUCCGGAAUUCCCAGGAUAUUGAGGAAAAAUGGAACAAGGUCCAGCACACUUUCAUCACCACACACGAAAGCAUGGAGAAGGAGCUAGCAGAGCUGAAACAGGAGGUAAACACCCUGCAGUCCGCUGUCGCCCAGGAAGAAGAGAGAAUAGCAGAUCUGAAGCUCAGAGUCCACCUCUUUUCCUGUGGAGAACAUGAAGCUAAUGACCAGGACCAAAUGCUCGCAAGCCUGAAGAAGAAGGUGCUGGAAGUCUAUUCCCAAUGCACUGGAGACAAUGAGACAAACCUGAAGACAAUAGAGAUGCUAAAAGUAAUAGAAAAACAGCUCAAUGAUUUACUGGAUAACCUGGAGGGAAUUCCAUCAUCACAGAUAGAAAAGGCUCAGAAAGCCAUAAAAAAGGAAAAGAGGGCAAGGCUCAGAGAGGAAAAGCUGAAACAGAAGCAGCAGCAGGAGGAAGGAUUGAAAAGGGACAUGGAAAGAUUCCAGGCAACUGUAGAAAAAAAGAAUGGCAGGAAGCUGUUGUUUCAUUCCAAUCCACCUGCCAGGAAGGAGAAGACGACCACCCAAGAACAAAUAGAUAAGGAGAAGGAAGAACAAAUGUAUUAUUUCUCUUGACAGCACAGCCUCAAUCACAGCACGUAGGGCUGAAGCUGCUCUAGAACUAGUCUUGUAGAUCUACAUUCUGUCUUUGCGCAGUUGAACAACUUCAGUCCCAUGAAACUUCCUUCUUCCCCUAUUCUAAGACUCCAGGGAAAAUUUGCAGCCUCUUUUCCCGCCCAUUGAUAUUUUGCCUAAGAAAAGAAAUAAAAAUUAUCUUAUUUUGCUUCUCA
Molecule: messenger RNA, 2236 nt
Organism: Pipra filicauda (Wire-tailed manakin)
Lineage: Eukaryota; Metazoa; Chordata; Aves; Passeriformes; Pipridae
Gene: CFAP100
Product: cilia and flagella associated protein 100
Exons: 16
Coding region: 186-2021 (611 amino acids)
Source: RefSeq, a predicted model, not a curated record